This is a messenger RNA of Podarcis lilfordi (Lilford's wall lizard), 37498 nucleotides long. Lineage: Eukaryota; Metazoa; Chordata; Lepidosauria; Squamata; Lacertidae. The record is from the annotation of a GenBank genome assembly.
UCAAUUGCCCCAGAGGCAUGGCUGGGGUUUGCAUAAAAAAAAAAGAAAAGAAAAAUGGAUCUUUUCCUUGCGCUAGUAGCCGGCAGGAUGAGGCCGGCGAGCAACGCCGAAAGGAGACUUCAUAGGUACACCUUGCAAAGCACCGAUCUGAAGGUUUCCCCAACUUCGGCAAAAGGAGGAAAAGGAAACAGCGGAGCUGGCGGAUCAGACUCCCUCCCUCGACCCGAGCCAACUUCAUUUGCAAGAAAAUAGGAAUCUGCCCCUUGGUCCAUCGAGCUCAGUAUUGUCCACAAACCCUGGCAGCAAUCGCUCUCCAGUUUUUCAGGCAGCGAGUCUCUCCCAGCCCAGCCUUUGGAGAUAGAUGCUUUGAGGCACUGAACCCGGAUUAAUGCUUAAUAUGAAACUAAACGGCCCGAGGUUUUCCCUCAGACGGAGGUUUUUCCCCCCUCAGGUCAAAUAGAAUCCUACCCGUUUCCCGCCUAAAAUCAGCGCCCGCCUGAGGAGAGCGUCGGAGUCGACCGUUGAAUUUAGGCGGGAAGCGGGCAGGCUUCUAUUCGACCUGAAGGGAAGCUUCGUCUGAGGGAAAUUGCGGCUUUCCUUCCCGCCGUUGCAAAACUCCCCCAGAUAUAUAGGGAAAGAGGGAAACAAAUGUCCCCAGUGCUUGCCCCAAUUUCGAGACAGCCUACAGCCUAAUUAGAGGUCUGGAGAAGCUUAGUUUCUUCUCAGUUUGAAAAUAGCCCUCCUCUGAUCUGAUCCUCAAGGGAAACGCGCUCAGGGACACUUCAGCUGCCCUUCACGCGUUGCAGGGGUCGCUUAGUAUUCAUUUCUUAAAUUUAUAAUCCCGCCCUUCAUUGCAAAUGAGCCCAGGGAGGCAAAUACUUCUGUAAUAAAACAAUACAAUUAACGACUAAACAAACAAACAAAAAAAGAACUUCCAAAAGCAGUUAAAAAACCUCUGUGGAGAAAUUCACCUGCUCUCACAGCUAAACAUUUCAUUUUUUUUCCAAAUAAUAUUUAUUAGUAGUUUCAGAGUUAUAAAAAGAAAAAAAAACAUUAAAAAAACAACACUAUAAUACAUAAAAAGAAGGAAAAACAAAACAAAACACAAAAACCAAUACAACAAUACAACAAAAAGAAAAAAGAAAACAACACAAAUCCCAAAUUACAUAUCUAAAACUUCCAUUUGCUUGUUUCAUUGACUUCCUCACACCUCCCUUUUUGUAUUCUAGUUUAAUUAGUUAUUUCAGCAAAUUCUUUCCAUCUUUCUCAAUUUUUGUUAAAAAAUUUAUCCUAACCUAAUUUAACCUAAUAAUUAGCUCAACAAAUCCUUUCCAUCUUUCCCCAUAUUCUACUAUUCACAUUACCUUAAUUUAUUUAACCUUAUCUUACCCUAAAAUACCUUAAAGCUUGAAUCUUAGUUAUCAAAUGUACAUUACUCCUGAUAUCAUUUCUGCUAAAGUCAUAUAGUUUCAUUCCAACAUUUUCCCUAAUAUUCAUUAAUUUUUAGCCAAUUCCCUAAAUAGAAAAUUUUCUUUAUAAAUUUUCUUCCAAUCUUCAUCCAACGUCCCUUCUUCCUGGUCUCGGAUCGUGUCAGUCCUUACUGUCCAUUCCAUCUAGUCCAUCAACCUGGAAGCCUUAUGUCCGAGGCCCUUAAGUCUCUUCCAUGUCCCUUCUGCAAUUCUUCUUCUUGUUGUUUAUACUUGCCCUUUUCCUUGCCUUUUGUUGGUCUCUUUCUUAGUUUCUUUCCUUUCUCAUUGAGGGGUAGGCCUCUGGGGGAUUCCAAGCCAAAAUUGUCUCCAUCUCCCUUCAUCAAACCCGCCCAUUCCCCACAGUCCCACUCCCCACAAUCCUCAAUACAGCUAAACAUUUCAGGGAUUGUGUCCAACUUAAGUCCUGCUCAGGGUAAACCCGUGGGAUUUUAUUGAUUUAAAUGAGUCACACCCACUAACUUAUUGUAUGGUACAUACAGUGUAUGUAUAAUUGUUGGAAACCACUUGGAUAUUGUUAUGAGUAUAUACACAUUUAUUAAAAAUAAAUAACCCUCUGUGGGUCUGCUCCGAGUAGGACUAGCAUUGGUGCAACCCAGAAUUGCCACGGACAGUAUCUGUCAGCCUUCAAAUGCACCGGAUCAGGGGUCAGCAAACUUUUUCGGCAGGGGGCCAGUCCACUGUCCCUCAGGCCUUGUGGUGGGCCAGACUAUAUUUUGGGGGAAAAAUGAACGAAUUCCUAUGCCCCACAAAUAACCCAGAGAUGCAUUUUAAAUAAAAGCACACAUUCUAUUCAUGUAAAAGCACGCUGUUUCCCGGACCGUCCGCAGGCCGGAUUUAGAAGGCAAUUGGGCCGGCUCCGGCUCCUGAGCCUUAGUUUGCCUACCCAUGCACUGGAUAAACGGGAAAGUUUUGAAUUACUCCUAAAGGUUGCAGACAGACACACCUCACUAGGGAGGGCAUCAUGGGCAUAACGGGGGGGGGGACUGUUCCCCCCCUCAAAAAAAUCAGUACAAAUCAAUACAAAAAUGAGUUUCUAUCCCCCACUAACAAAAGUUUGCAUCCCUUAACAAAAGCCUGCUCCUCACCCACAUUUGUACCUAAGGUUUUGAGUUGUGGCAAAAAAUAUGAGACCUGAACUUCUGACAUGGCUGAGUGUUUUAUCACGAGUGGCCAGAGGUUCUUGCUGUGAACAUAAAAAAAUUGCUUGUGUAAUAUCUUUCAAGAACAGCAUUCAUUUAACUUCUGUCAGGAACUGAAUGAUCUGGGUGCCAGCAGCUGUAUGGUCCCCCAAUCAUAGAGUUGUAGAACUGUAGAGUUGGAAGGGAUCCCAAUGGUAAUCUAGUCCAACCCCCUGCAAUGCAGGAAUCUUUUUGCUCAACCUGGGGCUCAAACCUGGAAGACUAUACAAUUCUUUAUAAUAUUAUUAUGUUUCAAAGCAGUAACUGAACCAAUUUCUAAUACUCAGAAAAUGUGAUUCUCAGUAAGAAGUGAAGCUUUAUGCUUUAUCCCUGCGUGUCACACUCAUUAACUUUGUACAGUACAUAUACUGAGUCACAUAGACCAUUAGUCUCCCUUCCUCUGUCCUAGUUUAAGGCAAAGGCUUUUUUCUAGCCUGCCAUCUGAGUGCUUUUUAUUUCAAGUAUGUUUGUAACUGGGAAUGAGGUAGGAGAAGAAAUUUACCUGGGAAUGUGGUAGGGAAAUAAUAUUGUUCAUUGCCUUGAGUAACAUGGAUGAAAGAUGCUGACUAAAUUAUAAAUGUUGUUGUUUAGUUGUUUAGUCGUGUCCGACUCUUCGUGACCCCGUGGACCAGAGCACGCCAGGCACUUCUGUCUUCCACUGCCUCCCGCAGUUUGGUCAGACUCAUGUUUGUAGCUUCGAGAACACUGUCCAACCAUCUCGUCCUCUGUCAUCCCCUUCUCCUUGUGCACUCAAUCUUUCCCAACAUCAGGGUCUUUUCCAGGGAGUCUUCUCUUCUCAUGAGGUGGCCAAAGUAUUGGAGCCUCAGCUUCACGAUCUGUCCUUCCAGUGAGCACUCAGGGCUAAUUUCCUUAAGAAUGAAUGCGUUUGAUCUUCUUGCAUUCCAUGGGACUCUCAAGAGUUUCCUCCAGCACCAUAAUUCAAAAGCAUCAAUUCUUCGGCGAUCAGCCUUCUUUAUGGUCCAGCUGUCACUUCCAUACAUCACUACUGGGAAAACCAUGGCUUUAACUAUACGGACCUUUGUUGGCAAGGUGAUGUCUCUGCUUUUUAAGAUGCUGUCUAGGUUUGCCAUCGCCUUUCUCCCAAGGAGCAGGCGUCUUUUAAUUUCGUGACUGCUGUCACCAAAUUAAAAUACAAUUAUUCUAAUCAGUGGCAUGUGAAUAAAAGGCAGCUAAAACUAUUACACACACUCAGGUAAGCCAUAGCUGUUGAAUAGUGCAUAAGUAGGCAAACUAAGGCCCGGGGGCCGGAUCCGGCCCAAUUGCCUUAUAAAUCUGGCCCAUGGACGAGUACUGGAAUCAGCGUGUUUCUACAUGAGUAGAAUGUGUGCUUUUAUUUAAAAUGCAUCUCUGGGUUAUUUGUGGGGCAUAGGAAUUUGUUCUUUUCUUUCCCCCAAAAAAUAUAGUCCGGCCUCCCACAAGGUCUGGGGGACUGUGGACCGGCCCCCUGUUGAAAAAGUUUGCUGACCCUUGGCGUAGGUCAAUCUUGAAAAUCAGCCUCCAAAGCUUAAUGGUCUUCAAAAACUUUUGCUAGCCUGCCAUAUAUAUGGUAAUCAUUUGGAGUCUAAAACUGGGGCAGCCAGGGAACAGCUGAAAUCCCUGGUUGCCUAGAAGUACUGUAACUCUUUCUUAUCACAGGCAUAUCUGUCUUCCUGUAGGUCCAAUACUCCUUGGAAAACAGUUAACUGAACGAAUAUGGCUACUGCUCAACUCUUGCAUAUUGGGCAGAAGCCCAAAACUUUGAAGGUACAAAGCAAACCUGUAGUAUUAUUUUAAGAAGAAAAUGUAGACCUCCAAUUUAUUUAUUUGUCUUCUAAAGCAAAUAGGAAAUAUGUUUUCAUCAUUUUCAGGAAACAUCUCUGUUUCCAAACAGAGUUGCCACUGAGCAGCAGUCUAUGGUUUUGGUGAAAAGGCUGCUAGCAGUUUCAAUCUCCUGCAUAACUUACCUCCGAGGGCUCUUCCCAGAAAGCUCUUAUGGAACCUGCUAUUUAGAUGGUAACUUUUGCUGCCUUUGCCUUUUCUGUUUCAUUGAGCUCUUCAGUUAUUACAUGUCAGGCUUAUCCACACUGAAGUUUAGGGAUGCUGGUGGUGCUGUGGUCUAAACCACUGAGCCUCUUGGGCUUGCUGAUCAGAAGGUGGGCAGUUGGAAUCUGCAUGAUGGGGUGAGCUCCUGUUGCUCUGUCCCAGUUCCUGCCAACCUAGCAGUUUGAAAGCACACCGGUGCAAGUAGAUAAAUACCGUAGGUACCCCUGUGGUGGGAAGGUAAACGGUGUUUCCAUGUGCUCUGGUUUCCAUCACGGUGUCCCGUUGUGCCAGAAGCAGUUUAGUCAUGCUGGCCACAUGACCUGGAAAGCUGUCUGUGGACAAACGCCGGCUCCCUUGGCCUGAAAGCGAGAUGAGCGCCACAACCCCAUAGUUGCCUUCGACUGGACUUAACCGUCCAGGGGUCCUUUACCUCUUUACCUUACAUUGAAGCUUAAUGUGGAUUUGAUGCUGCUCUCUCUGUCUUUGUCUCUGUCUCUCUGUUUGCAAAUAUAGUGAGAUGUACACGUAGAAAAAUAACAAUACUUCUGAGUUCCAACGGAAGAGCAGUUAGGUUGAACUUGAAGCCACUUGUCCGGAAGCAGCCAAUAUUUGGUAGCUGGAGAUCAACUUGGCAAACACCAGUUAACUGCAUUGUUUUUCUUCCUCCAGACAUGUGCCUAAAAAUUCUUCGAGAAGAUAAAAGCUGCCAGGGUUCACUCCAGAUAGUCAAGUGGUAAGAAACAGAAAUCCCAAAUGAUCAAGAAGAUACCAUAGUGGAUAUUGAUUGUAGCAGAUGCCUGGCUCUGCACAAACUCUCUACAUACAUCCCCAACCAAGGAUGGUACAAAAACCAGAGAUUUAUAUAAUCCUUACUAUUGAUCAACUGGGCACAGGUUUUACAUUCCAGAGCAUUCCUUCAUUUUGUUUGCUAUGAGCUCUAAACUCCAUUUGGCAACUAAGAAUGUUACCACUAUAUAUAUUUGGAUGAAUGUUCAUUCAUUAAUAUAUCUGCUCCAGCAGGAUUCAAGGGUGCUUUGAUGCGCUGGAAAAGAACUAUGUAAGUUUUGAUUUCAUUUAUAUUAAACCGUGUUUUAAGUAUCAUGAGAUUUCACCACAAGGUUACAGAAGGCAGGGGAACCUCACUGCAAAAUUGUCUGCUCUUCACCUCUUGCCUUGAAUGAAUUGUCUUGACCAAAGAAAACUGUUCCUCUAGAGAUGUAAGGUUUGCCUAUGCCAUGUCUGCAACUGGAGUAAAUAUGGAGCUGUCCAUGAAUCAAAUCAAUUUGCAGACUAUUCUGCUGCAUGUUGUGCCUGAUAGUAAUUCAAUAAGUAAGUUUGAACCAGACUUGUAAUAUAUAUAUUAUGAUAAUAAAAAAAUUAGAUGACCAUAUCCCAGUCCAAAAGUGCUGCUUGAUAUGCAGAUAUUGAACAGAUGAAGUUUUUCUCUAAAGAUGGAGAUUCACUGACAGGAAAAUCACAUUUGCAAAAACAGUUGUCAAAGCAUCAUUUAAAGAAAAAGAUACCUGUCCUAGGUACUUUUCUUUGCUUAGUGCUUGUUACUUUGGUUGCUUAUUUUUUUAAAGUUAUAAUGCUAGUUCUUUUGCUAUAUAUCGAUGGCCAGGCCAAACACUCCGCAGGAUCUCCUGACAUUUUUUUUAAGCUUAAAGCAUUCACAAUAAGUUCUGGUUUUGAUCAGAGCAGAGGUGCAGGGAAAAUAUUUAAGAGGGGUGCACAGCAAUUACAAGGUUCUAUUUGUAUUUGUAGCAUUUAGAAGCAACCCAGUCUCUUUUGGAUCUGUUCUGUGUCAUUCUGUAUUGAUUUAUUAUUCAGGUCCAGGUCUGAUGUUAAAUCUGAAAAUCUGUUUCAUCCCUGUUUUUUUUUAAAGCAAUUUAUUGGAUUUUACAAUAAGAAUAAGUGUAAUAAACAAUAUAACAUUCGUCUUAACAUAAUUUCACAUUUUCUUUGGACUUCCUCACACCUCCCGCUCCCACCUUCAUCAUUAUAACAUUUUGUCAGCAAUUUAUCAUCUUAUUUAAGUUCUUAUAUCUCUUUGGUAUUUCAUAAUCUUAAAGUUCUCAUAAAGAGUUAAACUUUCACAGUUUUUCUUACUUUCUUAAAAACUUCUAAGUUAAGUGGUGCUCAGUUAUUUAGUCUAGCAUCUUAUUCAGCAUUCAGUCAAAUCACAAUGUUUUUGUAGAUAGUUCUUAAAUUUCUUCCAAUCCUCCUCGAUUCUCUCUUCUCCCAGGUCACGGAUUCUGCCAGUCAUUUCAGCCAGUUGCAUAUAGUCUAUCAGUUGCAUCUGCCAUUCUUCCAGUGUGGGUAGAUCUUGAGUUUUCCAAUGUUUUGCGAGUAGUAUCCUUGCUGCUGUUGUUGCAUACAUAAAAAUGUCUGGUCCUUCUUUGCCACCCCUUGGCUGACAAUACCCAAAAGGAAAGCCUCUGGUUUCUUAGUGAAAGUAUAUUUAAAUACCUUUUUCAAUUCAUUAUAAAUCAUUUCCCAGAACGCCUUCACUUUAGGGCAGGUCCACCAGAGGUGAAAGAACGUUCCUUCACACUCUUUACAUUUCCAGCACUUGUUAUCAGACAGGUGGUAAAUUUUUGCGAGUUUGACUGGGGUCAUAUACCAUCUAUAAAUCAUUUUCAUUACAUUUUCUUUCAAAGCAUUACAUGCAGUAAAUUUCAAUCCAUUACUCCACAGCCUUUCCCAGUCCUCAAACAUAAUAUUAUGCCCAAUAUCCUGUGCCCACCUUAUCAUAGCCGAUUUGACCAUUUCAUCUUGUGUAUUCCAUUCCAACAGCAAGUUAUACAUCCUUGAAAGUAUCUUAGUCUUUGGUUCUAACAAUUCUGUUUCUAAUUUCGAUUUCUCCACCUGGAACCCUAGUCAUCCCUGUUGACUAUAAUAGAGAAUCUAAAAAUAACUACAACACAUUUUCCUUUUCACAUAAGUAGAUGAAAUUAUGUUGAGAAUGUGAAAUCAUGACCUGACUCACCCUCAUUUGCCUCCUUAUUUGGUGUACAUACAGAGGCAGCACAUUUUUCGUCCUUUCCCACCGUGCUGCCCCUGAAGCUGCUAUUAAUCUCUCUCUCUGUGUGUGUGUAGGGGUUGGGGAUUAGGCACAAUACAAGUACCCAUUUCCCUCUUCCUCUGGGGGCCGAAAAGAAGUGUGUGUGAUUUAGCACAUUACCCCGCACCUGCAUUCAUAAAAUCCCCCACAACCACUUCAAAGGUAAAAGGUAAAAAGAAGUCGGCAGAUCUAAUUUGAAAGUAGUUGAGAUAUACCAAACACUGGGUUAAGACUGCCUUUUUCAGUUGCAUGUGGUACAGAAACCGAUUUUAUAAGAUUUAUACAGGUGGGUGCAACUAAGAAAAGAAAUAUACCGGUAAACCUAAAGCUACCCUUUUAUGUGUAAUUAAUCCAAUUGGCCACAAGAUGUCAGUGAUGUUUCUUGCAGUUCCAUCUACUACUCUAAGUGGGAAAAAUACUAUAUUGGCACCAGUGAGGGGUCUCUCUCCCCCAUCCUUUGGGAUGGAGAUUUACAUCAGGACCACAGCUCAGGAGGGAAAGUUUAACACACCCACCCCAUAUGCUGUAGUCUCAUUUCUGAUAAGUCCUUCCCAGCAACUGCUAUUUACAGUAAAGACAAUUUUUGCAAUGCUAAAUCACGUGUAAAAUGGCAUUUGAGAUAUUUCUUUGAGUAAACAAUUUAGACUUGAAAAAUUGCAUUGUUCACUCGCCAAGAUACCGCAACACAUCCAAGUAAAAAAAAGCUGGUUCCCCCGCCCCCUCAGCCCUGAGCUAUUGGAAAUAGUAGCAGUUGAAGGGAAGAAACGAUGGGGACAUUUUAAAAUGAAAUGCUGAUUUUUGAUCCCUCAUUUGUUUUUUUGUUUGUUUUCCAGCUACAUAUGGCUGUCUUAACAGUAAGUAGUACAUGAAAUCAAUUCACAGAGGAUUUCCUCUUCCUCUGUUUGGAAAGAACAAAUACUAACUUGGCCUCACCUGCCUUGGGCAAAGAUUAAGAUAUCUCAACAAUGUAUUUUACCUCAAUAUCUGAACACUUUGCUCAAGUUUUACUUCCCACUGUGAUGUACACUCCGUAAUCUCUAACUUGUUUGAAUAUGUUUACAAGUGCCAUCUUUACACACCUACAUCUUUUUAUAAGGUUUAAUACCAGUUCAGUUUGCACCAGUCUCCACCCACCCCAAGCCUCUGCGUAUUGUAGUUUGGUGAAAGUGCUGAAAAUUCUUUAUUAGAAGUUUUAAGUUAUUUCAUUAAACUACAGUUCACUGUACAGCUCCGGGCCAGCCCAAUACAUUUUGGCACCUGAGGCGAACCACAAAAUAGUAUGUCCCCCACCCUCAGCCAGGGAAGAAGGGUUGAGUGAAGAUUUACACUGGGAACAAGGGCGGGAGGAGAUCAGGAGGGCCUCCUAUGGGUCAAAGCCUCUACAGCAGGCAUAGGCAAACUCGGCCUCCAGAAGUUUUGGGACUACAACUCCCAUCAUCCCUAGCUCACAGGACCAGUGGUCAGGGAUGAUGGGAGUUGUAGUCCCAAAACAUCUGGAGGGCCGAGUUUGCCUAUGCCUGCUCUACAGCCUCUACAGAGGCAGCACUGGGGAAGCAGAUGAUCUGACCUCCAAACACAGCAGCAGGUGAUGCAUUCCAUGGAGGCCGGAUCUGCUGCUCCUGUGGAUCCUGCCACCUGAGGCGGUCACCUCACCUUGCCUCAUGCAGGAGGGGCAGCAGCCCUGGUACAGCUGAUAAAUCACAGACAAUAAGUUUGUUAAAUGUAGGAUUUCUUUAUUUUCUAUUGACACAGUAAACAAAAGCAGACUAAUGUUUAAUCACAGAUACUGAGUUUAUUGUAGAUUUUGUUGCUAACAACAACUAACUAACUAACUAACUAACUAACUAAAUAAAUAAACAUAAUAGAUUUGCUGUUGGAGUUUGGAGGGAUGAAGAGGGUCUUUUUCUUUUCUUUUUUUAAAGAUAUUUAUUAAAGUUUCAGCAUAUUACAAAAAUAAGAGGGGGGGGAGUAAAAGAAAAGAAAAAAAAAUGAAAAUACAAAGUAAAAACAGUUAAAAACAAAUCAAUCUUUCCAUAUCUUAUCAUUCAUUUGCUUGUUUCCCUGACCUCCUCACACCUCCCUUCUUAGUAUUCCAGUUCAAUUAGUUAGUUCAGCAAUUCCUUUCCCUCUUUGAUUUUAUCUUAAUCUUUUAUCUUAGUAUAUUAUAACUUUAGAUUAUCACCUGUUAACAAUCCAUUUUUACAUAUUCCUUUAUAACAUUGCUGCUAAAAACCACUUAAUUCAAUCCAACAUCAUUCUAACAUUCUUUAACUUUACAGUGUUUCUGUAAAUAGUUUUUAAAUUUCUUCCAAUCUUCUUCCACCAACUCUUCUCCCUGGUCUCGGAUUCUGCCAGUCAUUUCCGCCAGUUCCAUAUAGUCCAUCACCUUCAUCUGCCAUUCUUCCAGAGUGGGUAAAUCUUGUGUCUUCCAAUACUUUGCAAUAAGUAUUCUUGCUGCUGUUGCAGCAUACAUAAAGAAAAUUCUGUCCUUCUUUAGCACUGUUUGGCCGACCAUGCCCAGGAGAAAGGCCUCUGGUUUCUUCAAGAAGGUAUAUUUAAAUACCCUUUUCAUUUCAUUAUAAAUCAUCUCCCAGAAAGCCUUAAUCCUUGGGCACGUCCACCAAAGGUGAAAGAAUGUACCUUCAGUUUCUUUACAUUUCCAACAUUUAUUAUCGGGCAAGUGAUAGAUUUUUGCAAGCUUGACUGGUGUCAUGUACCACCUGUAAAUCAUUUUCAUAAUAUUCUCUCUUAAGGCAUUACAUGCCGUAAACUUCAUUGUGGUCCAUAACUGUUCCCAGUCAGCCAUCAUUAUGUUAUGUCCAACAUCUUGUGCCCAUUUAAUCAUAGCAGAUUUCACCGUUUCAUCCUGAGUAUUCCACUUCAACAGCGAGUUAUACAUCUUUGACAAAUCCCCCAAUUCACAAAAUAGGCAACAAUUUCAGUUUCAAUUAGUUCAGUUAGUUUCCAGUUACUUUAAAUCCAGGAGAAGCCAGCCAGAAACUUUGUAUCUCUUUUGCAGAGUUAGCUGUCAAAAAGUACUCUAUUCACCAACAGCGCAUUUCCCAGUACGGCAUUCUUAUUGUCCAUUGGCAGCCCGUUCCCAGGUUUUAAGCGGUGGAGUUAAACUUCCUUUCCUCUCUUUCUGCAGGAAAAUAUAGUUCACACCUUUCCCCCCUCCUCUCCUGCAGCCAAGGGGGGAAAUCACUUGUUUUGAUGUUAGGAUUAUAGUCCUUUAAUCGACUUUCCAGGUUUUAGCUUACAACUUCUUUGCUUUACUCUAUUUACAAAGAACGGAAGGCGGACUUCCUGUUUAUGCCUCCCCACUUGGUACUGAAUUAAGUCUUUGUUUUCCUUUAUUUCCGAAUUUGACCUACUCACGGGUCGUUGUUUUUGUAGCCAGAUUGUCACAGGAAAAAGGUCAGCGCUCUCCGGUAACGGCUGUGCGGCUUCGCUCCACGGAAGAAGCAGUUGACUCUCAGCACCGCGCCGCUUGCCCCGCUUCGCUCCGGAGCCCGUAAUUGGGUUCCUUUACAAAUUGGGGGGGCGCAAAAGGUGCCCGCCGAGUCCCACGGUCACAGGCUUCACCCGCCUGUGGUUUUUUAAAGGGUCCCCGCUUCGCCGUAGCGGAACAGACCCGAUUUCCGUAGAGCCAGUCCCUCUGGAUCAGAGGGAGUCCGCCAUUACCGAUGGCGCCACCCCGGAAGUCGAAGAGGGUCUUUUUCACCACCUUGGUUUUUACUCUACUCUCCCCUAUGUUGCAAAGGAUAAGAAGCCCUUAUCAACCUAAGGGCCACAUUCCUUCAUGGACAAUCUCCUGGGGGCUGCAUGGCAGUGGUGGGUGGGGAUCAGUGGCAAUGUGGGCAGAGAAAUUAAUAGGACUCUUACUUUUGUACUGUAAGUUACAUUCUGAUCACGCAAAAGUCAGCUUUAUACACACACACCACACAUCUCUCCAUCCAGACAAGCAGGGAGCAUUAUCAGAGUUCAAAGACACAUUCCAGCCAUGCAGAAACACUCCAAGAAGAUGCAGAGAGGAGUGUGGCCUGGAGAUUGCUUGUGGGCUGGAUAGAAAGGUCUAGGGGGCUGAUAGUCCCCCACCCCCUGAACAGCAAGCUCCACACACCACACUUUGCAAAUAGCUGGAAUGAUUGGUUAUAAAAGCUUAUUCUUCUUGCAGUCUGUUGUUCAUUUAGUUUUGCCUGUCCCCGUUAAGUAGUGGCCAGGAGAGGGCAGUUUUUCACUUUGCAUGGUAGACUAUUGUGGCUGUUACACUCGAAGUAAAACCAGUCUCAUUGCCCUAAUGGACCUCUCCAGACAAGUGUUUUAUGGCAGGUGCAUUCUGCAUCAUGUUCUUAACACAAUAAUAGUGCAUUAGUGGUGGAUUUAUUCUGGUUUAGUUUAUUCUGAGAUACUUCCCCAAUGCUACCGUAUUAUUUCUGUCUGGAGGGACAGUGCAACAAAAGGCAGAACAAAAAUAAACCAGAACAUUUGUAUGUAUAAAAAAUAUAGCAAGUUAUGGGAUUUUGCACUGAUUGGAAGUAAAGCAGUGUGUCAGCCCCAAAAAUUUUGCAGGCACAAACAGUAUUGAAAGUGGGAUCAUGUGUGACUGCCCCAAUAGCAUCAAGAGAACAAGUAAUCAUGAAUGUGCACUAAAAAUUAUGUCAGGAGAGGUCCCAUGUUUCUGUAGUUGCUACACUGAGAUAUUAUGAUUGACAUUUCCGCAGGGAAAUGUGUAUUAAAAUCUGUUGGCUUUAUUAAAAUCUAGUGUAUUAAAAUUAGAAGUCUUGAAUAUUGGGUGGUUUGGUAAACUGACUAUAGAAAUCUAUGUGGGUGCUGCUGCUUUAUUAAUUCCCUGAAUGAGAGCUGGGGUUAUGGAAAGUUUUGCAAGACAGAUAUUUAUAUACACAUCUCACAGUUUCACAGUUUGUAUGACUAGUUACAGAUCCAGGAAGGAUGAGUAAAAAAAAUUCCUGCAGUGAGAUUUAUAGUCCACCUGUGAUCAAACAGAAUUGUACUUGCUUCAUUUUUACUAUGAAAAUUCAAUGCUUUCUUAAAACAGAUCUAUACCAACCCUAAAGAACCUGAGGUAAGAGAAAGUCAAAAAUCAAGUAGGCAGAAAUUAUGCUUUAUGUUCAAGUUACCCAGAAUCUCAGCUUCCACCACCAACACAUGCAUGCUUGGAACAUAGGAAGCUGUGUUAUACUGAGUCAGGCCAUUGGUCCAGCCAGCUCAGCUUUAUCUACAAUGACUGGCAGCUGCUCUCUAGGGUUCCAGACAGGGAUAUACCCAGACCUUCUUUGAGAUGCUGAAGAUUGAACCUGGGACCUUUUGCAUACAAAGCUGGUGAGCUAAAGCUCUUUCCUUUGCUAAAUAGAGAGAGGACACAGCUUUAUUUUAAAAAAGAAAACCAGCAAAGGCAUUCCUAGACAAUCAUUUAUAAGAUCUACAAUCAUCACCAGGACUAAGCUGAAGCCAUGUGUCUUACUUCAGUUUCCAAUUGCCCAUAGGAUCUGUCAGCAGCUGAAGGAAGUGUCUGGCAACAAGCCCUCCUUUUGCCAUUAUGGUUGGCUUUAGAACAUACACAGUCAGCAGAAGAGGGAGGUGUCAAAACCAGCUUGCAGUUUUUAUCCUGAUUUUUUAUAUGAUUUUUUUUGGUAUCAUUUUUGUUCAUUGUAAUUGCUUUGUGCAAUUUUGUUAGCUGUCUUGAUCAUCCUAAUGAGAAGGCAGGAUGUGAAUUUAAUUAAUACACAUUUGAGUAGGGACGCAGGUGGCGCUGUGGGUUAAACCACAGAGCCUAUGGCUUGCCGAUCGGAAGGUUGGCGUUUCAAAUUCCCGCGAUGGGGUGAGCUCCCGUUGCUUGGUCCCUGCUCCUGCCAACCUAGCAGUUCGAAAGCACACAGUGCAAGCAGAUAAAUAGGUACUGCUCCGGCGGGAAGGUAAACGGCGUUUCUGUGCGCUGCUCUGGUUUGCCAGAAGUGGCUUAGUCAUGCUGGCCACAUGACCCGGAAGCUGUACGCCGGCUCCCUCGUCCGCUACUGAACCUAAUGAUCGUCCGCGACUGAACCUAAUGAUCAGGGGUCCCUUUACCUUCUUUUCAUUUGAGUAUAAUCACAGCAUCUCCCACUCUGAGUUAGUGAACUCAUUUAUGCUCACAGUGGUACCUCUACUUAAGAACUUAAUUCGUUUCUGGAGGUCCGUUCUUAACCUGAAACUGUUCUUAACCUGAGGUACCACUUUAGCUAAUGGGGCCUCCAGCUGUCACCGCACCGCCGGAGCACGAUUUCUUCUUCUCAUCCUGAAGCAAAGUUCUUAACCCGAGGUACUAUUUCUGGGUUAGUGGAGUCUGUAACCUGAAGCAUCUGUAACCUGAAGAGUCUGCAACCCGAGGUACCACUGUAUUUCAGAACAAGCAAACCAUUUCAUUUUUAUUAUUUUUUUGCCCUCCGUCAGCUGUUUAUUUUUUCCAUACACAUUUUUUCUUAGCAUGACAGAUGAGUUAGGCUGGCACCAUUGUACACGGAGUACUAAAUGUUCCAGCUAAUUAGAGCCAAAGUAAUGUAAUAAAUGGUCUGUGUAUGGAUAAAAUAACAUUUUAUAGGACCAACAUAAAGUUUUCUGUGUAAUGGCAUCAAGUGUGGGACUGUCCUUAAUACAACACAGUAAUGAUAUCUAAGGACAAAGCAAUCAACUUGAAGAAGGGAGUAAAAUGUCAACAGAUAGCUCAUGUGCUUUAAUCUAAGGCAGGGGUCGGCAACCCGCGGCUCCGGAGCCGCAUGUGGCUCUUUUGCCGCGGCUCCGGGGCGGAUACUAGCAAGGGGAGGAGGCGCAUUGUGCGCCCCGACACUCCCCACUGUGGCGGGCGCUGUACUGGCUGUGACGUCGCAUGGGGGCGGUGCGUGCAUUAGUCACGCACUGUCCCGACGUCACCUUCCCACCCGCCCGCCCGCUACAUUGUAAGGGGCAUGUACGCUGGUCACUGCAUUGAAAGGGGGCAUGUACGCUGGUCACUGUUUUGAAGGGGAGUGAAGAACACACACACACAAAAAGGUAACUUGUUAAUUUAACGUUUAUUUCUAUGAGGAGGAGUAAUUCUGAGGGGUCAAACAAAGAAAUAAUAAAAAAGUGACAAAAAAGUUAUUUUUAUAAUGACGAGUUUUGCGGCUCCCAGUUUUUUUUCUUCGGAAACGGGUCCAAGUGGCUCUUUUUGUCUUAAAGGUUGCAGACCCCUGAUCUAAGGAGAUGGAAAACACUUUCUGAGAUCUCAUGUGGGAAUUAUUAUAUGGCUAGAACAUCCCAUGAUGGUCAGAAGUCUAUUUGUUACAGUAGCAAGUUACAAUCGGUCUUGCUCUUUGCUUUUCAAUCUCCAGCACAUGACAGAAUUCUACCGGUUCAAGUUCAAGUAUUCAAGGAAUGGACCUCAGAUGGACUUCGAUAGGUAAACACUUCAUCAUUUAGUUUCUCGGGCAAAUACCUUGAGAGAGAUGCUUGCCUUAAAACAGGGAUGGGAAACCCUUUUCAGCUUGUGAGCAACACUCCUUCAUGGGAAACCUUCCAGGGGCCACAUGCCAGCCCUGAGGCAUAGGCAGUGCCAGAACCUAAAAGGAGCAGGGUCUAUGUUUUUUUACAGAAGGCUAUCCAGCAGUCAGAGGUUUCUGCACUUCUCUCCAUCCUCUAUCCAUGUAAGCAAGAGGUAUUAUUCAAGGACACAUCAGAACCAGGCAAAAGCUCUAGAGGAGGGGCAGUGAAGGGCAUGGUCUGAGGAGAGUCCUGAGGGCUGGACACAGGCUUGGAGGGCUGCAUUUGGUUCCCUAUCCCUGCCUUGAAGUGUUUAAUUUGAGAAAACUGCUCUUAUGCAGACACACUUUUGUUUUAUUUAUUUAUUUAUUUACUGUGUAGUGCCUUUUCACAUGUAAACUACUUUGCAGUCUAUUAUUGCAUGUCUCCUACAACAAGCCUGUGAAUUAGAUAACUAUAAGAUUCCUCUUUACAGUACUAAGGGUGCAAUCACGUGUCUACCUCCUAAGGAAUGAAUCAUAUUAAAUACAGCUGGACUUGCUUCAGGGCAAGAUUAGGAUCAGACAGAGACAAUAGUGAGUGGCCUCAGGCCAUCUUCUGAUUUGACAGAUGAACUGAGAUGUAUUAUGGUAAUUGGACUCCAAAUUGCACACUUUCCUGUCAGAUGGUGCUUUCCCCACCACUGCCACCAGGUGGCACAAAUCAUGUGGAACUGUAGUUUGUAAACAGUUCUACAAAAUCAUAUACCAUCUAGUUAAAAUACCCUGUACAACCUAGAAUUCAGAUUUUCUUUGAUAAGCCACUUCACAAGGUACUCAUGAUGUGCCUCCAUGGUGAAAAAAAAUGUUAAUGUGAUUUGGCACUUUCAGUUAUCCUCUUGAAUAUCUCACCACUCACUUUGCACCUAGUCUUCUUGCUGUGUGAACUAGAGCUAGAUGUCAAGAUCUGGGUUACAGAUUUAGAGGUGCUGAAAUAAACCUGUUCAGCUUGCUUUAAUUAAAUCUUUCUUAGAAGGAUGAGCACAUACUCUCCAGUGGCAAUCUGAUGGUUUCUGAAAUUGCUUCCUUAUUUCUUAGAUAGGAUUCAUAGAUACAAAUGCUGAACAAAUGAGUAUUCAUAACCAUUUUUAAUUUUGGAGCUGUGCCCUUUCCACAGUCAUAGUGUCAAUUCAUGUGUUAAUGACAAAUUUUGUAAUUCUAGGCAGUAGCCCACUGCAAAUCUGUCUUUCCUAUUUAUCUUGAUUAUAGUGGUGAAAAUACUCUGCAGCCCUUUUAUAUCCUUACUGUAAAAUGUGUCAGUGGGUGUUCUAUAUUUGCCAGUGGGGCAUAAGUGGCAGUGGUUGCUUUUGUGACUGAAAAUCAUUUUGCUAUUUUGGCUUCUACUGGCGCUGUGAGAUUGAUGUUCAAAUCCUGUAGAAUGGUUAGAUGCUAUAGCCAACACAUACACACUGGCUUGCGUUGGUGUAACUACAAUGUUAUCCUAAGUCUGGCAACUCAAUCUGCAAUCUUAUCAGAAGAGGCUGCAGCAGCAUAUCACUGCACAUGUUUCAAGUUGCUUUGUUGUAAGUAGAUCUGUGAUAGCUGAAGUGUCUUCAGAUGGCACAUACCUCUUGUCCUGUCCUUGGCCCUCUUUCCAUGUGUCUUCCACUCAUUUAGGGAAGGUAUAAUGACAAAGAACACUUCAGAGUCAGUUCUAAUGUUCCAUAGGUUGCUCACUCCCACAAAUAAUUUAUCACGUGAAAUUAUAUGAUUACAGUACUGUGAACUCAUGUAAGAUCAUUGCUCCAAUUCCAUGAAACAGACACAUUGUUAAAAAUUUCCCAACAGAUGCAAUCAUAUUUGCAAUCUUGUGUGUGUUCAAGGCUUUCAUGUCACACUGCUCAUGCAACUAGUGUUCACACGAGCAGUUAUUCAUGAGAGUGGAACUGUCCAUGACUGUCAGUGGCACAUCAGCUUGCAACUGACUCAUUCUCCUGUGGGUUCAAACUCCUAGGGUUGGCUCAUAGGUUGGGGGAAGGACCAAAGUUCAGUAGCAGAGCACAUGCUUUCCAUGCAAAAGGCCCAAAGGUUUGGGAAAGAUGCCUGCCAAUGGGAUCAGUGGUUUGACAUAGCACAUGUCAGCUUCCCAUGUUGUCAGUACACAGCUAUGCAUUGCGCUGGUAUUGCAUAGAAAGUAGUGUCCCUUACAUCUGAUCCUGCACAUCUAUUUUCUGGUGCAGUAGCUUAUUUUAUAGGAUUAUAUUGAACUUCAGCUCCUCAAUUCAGUAAACUGUUUCUUUGCACCUGUUGAGUGUAUCUACUUUUAAAGUUUGUUUUAUGCCUUAAUGUUGAGCCAUAUGAUUUGGAGCAGACUUUGACUUCUUUAUUGUUUCAGUGGUGACACUCAAGGGAACUUUACAAAUGGAGGGAACAGUGAGGAAAUUAAGCAAGCCAGCAUCUUGCUGAUCCGCAAACUGUAUGUCUUAAUGCAGAAUCUUGGACCACUGCCUAAUGACAUUACAUUGACCAUGAAACUGUUCUUCUACAAUGAUGGUAGGUGAUGAGAUUCCACCUUUCUUUGCUUCCCUUAAUUUAAUUCCCAGGACUAGCACACAAACAAGGAAAUUGGGGAACUGCUAUCAAAAUGUAUGUCAGAGUUUGCAGCUUGGAGGCAAAUUGGUUGUCAAGGUGGGCAGUGGGAAGGAAUGGAGGGAUCGUGUGAGAACAGCUACAUACCUAAGUGGUUCCUUGUCAUCCUAGAAAAAUGUGACAAGUGGGGGACCACAGGGUUCUGUCCACAGGGUUCUGUUCUUGUUUAAGAUCUUUAUAAAUGACUUGGAUGAAGGUAUUGUGGUUAUGCUCAUCCAAACAAACUGGGAAGGGUAGCCAAUACCUCAGAAGACAGAAUCAGGAUUCAAGAUGACCUUAACAGAUUGGAGAAGUGGGCCAAAACUAAUAAAAUGAAUUUCAAUAAUGACAAAUGUAAGGUUUUAGGUUGAACAAACAGCUGCACAGACAUAAGAUGGGAGACACCUGGCUUGAUGGUAAAGGUAAAGGGACCCCUGACCAUUGGGUCCAGUUGUGGCCGACUCUGGGGUUGCGGCGCUCAUCUCGCUUUAUUGGCUGAGGGAGCCAGCAUACAGCUUCUGGGUCAUGUGGCCAGCAUGACUAAGCCGCUUCUGGCGAACGUGCUUUCGAACUGCUAGGUUGGUAGGAGCAGGGACCGAGUAACGGGAGCUCACCCCAUCGCAGGGAUUCGAAACGCCAACCUUCUGAUCGGCAAGCCCAAGGUUCUGUGGUUUAACCCACAGUGCCACCCGCGUCCCUGGCUUGACAGUAGUACAUGUGAAAAAGAUCUAGGGGUCUUCGUAGACAACAAACCUGAGUGAACAGUGUUAUGCAGCUGCAAAGAAACCUAAUGCUAUUCUAGGCUGCAUCAACAGAGUAUAGUAUCCCAGUUAAGAGAAGUAAUAGUCCUGCUCUAUUCUGUCUUGGUCAGAGCACCUCUAGAGAACCACAAUUUAAGAAAAAAUACUGACAUGAUGGAACAUGUGCAGUGGAGGACUACUAAGAUGAUAAAAGGUCUGGAAGCGGAGCCUUAUGAGGAACAGUUGAGGGAGUCGCUAUGUUUGGCCUGGAGAAGAGGAGACUGAGAGGAAAUAUGAUAGCCAUCUUCAAAUAUAAAAAAUGCUGUCACAUGGAAGAGGAAGCAAGCUUGUUUUCUCCUGCUCUGGAGGCUAGGGCCUGAACCAACAGGUUCAAAUGAGAAAAAAAGGAGAUUGUGUGGCAAGGUCCCAAUACCUUCCGGGAUGUUGGAAUAAAGACACAUGAAACCAGUAUUUUAGAUUAAUGGGCAAAAAAGGCCACAACUUUAUUGGUUACAGAAUGUGAGUGGUAUUGCUUAGGCAUUGGAAACGAAAUGACUAUAUCUGACUCCUGCCCAUCUGCAGGAAGUCUUGGAAGGGUUAACCACCAGUUGGGGGAAGCCCUGCUGAUGCACAUCAACUAGGUACUCCCCCGGGGUCACCGCUAGGGGUCGUGCCAUGGCUCUAGCCCCCCAUCUGGGGCGUUGGACAGCGACCACGCCCCUCGGAUUUCUUUAACGGAAUACCCUUGAAUUAGGAGGGGUAGGUGAUGGCCACUACCUCUCCUCACCUUCAACCUAAUACUCCAAUGCCUAACCGCCUAACCCUACAAAGUUGUGACAAUUUGCUACGAGGUAGGUGACAAAACCAAAUGGGUUCAAAUGGCUGGUUUCAAAUAUCUAAAAUGCUGUCACAUGGAAGAGGAAGCAAGCUUGUUUUCUCCUGCUCUGGAGGCUAGGACCUGAACCAACGGGUUCAAGUUACAAGAAAGGAGAUUCCAACUAAACAUCAGGAAUAACUUUCUGACAGUAAGAGCUGUUCACCUCCCUCAGGAGGUAGUAGGCUCUCCUUCCUUGAAGGUUUUAAAGCAGAGGUUGGAUGGGAUGCUUUAAUUGAGAUUCCAGCAGAGUAAGAAGUUAGACUCACUAGGUGACCCUUUGAGUUCAUUCCAAGUUAACAAUUCUCUGAUUCUUAUGUAAGCCAUUCUGGGAACUUCUUUUGACUGAAAAGCGGUGUUAAAAUGCUAUAAAUAAAUAAAUAAAUAAAUAAAUAAAUGUUGGAACAAAUAAUUCAUUUUGAUAAUUUCAUUGUUUUAUUCUCCUCAUAAACCACUUUGCAGGGCUUUUUAAAAAAACAAUCAAGUGGUAUUUAAUUCUUUGACAUAAAUAAUAAAUAAACAAGAGAUGCACAAAAUAACAUGGAGCACAAUAUCUAAUGAACUAACCAUGGUUGUUGUUUUUUCGAUUUUCUUCAGCUGCCUAGCCUAGCUUCUUGCUCUGGGGCCUGCAUUUGCCUUUUGCUUCAGGCUGUGCAGCACAGGAUUUCAUAUGUCUUUCCUUUGCAGUCACACCCAAUGAUUACCAACCCCCUGGCUUUAAGGAAGGCAACAUCUCUGAUUGCCUGCUUUUUGAUGGUGAACCAGUGAACCUCAAAGUCGGGUCAGUCUCCACUGGGUUCCACAUUAUGAAAGUGAGAGUAACAACAGAUAGCAAACGGAUGGGGUUGCUGGAGAGCAAUCUGGUUGAGGAGAAUGGUUCCACUGAGAUCUCCCAUCAGGGGCUAGACUGUGAUGAGGAAGAAGAGGAAGGCAGCACUAAAGUAAAGGAAGAGGUUAUAUACAAUAUCAUUUUCCUGAAUCCAUUGUUUGUAUGUGUUGUAGUAGGGGGGCAGCCCUGUAUUGGGAAAUUUUUAAUGUCUGAUGUUUUACAAUUUUUUAUGUGCUGUAAGCUGCCCAGAGUUGCUGGGGAAACCCAGCCAGAUGGGUGGAGUAUAAAUAAUAAAAUUAUUAUUACUAUUACUACUACUUAAAAUUCUAGAUUUAAAAGGGAUUGAAUGGUGGUUGAGUUUGACCAUGCUCCUGAAAGAAAACAUCCUAUUAUUAAAGCAUCCACUGCACAAUAUCUGUUCAGUCUUUCUUCAGGGCAGGUUGUUUCACAGGCAGGAUGGUGGACUGCUGAACAGUCCUUAUGCUCAAGAAGUUAUUUCUAAGGGCACAUCCAGAUGUUUGAUAUGGUUUUAAAAAACCCAAAAAACCCCCAGAAACAACAAACAACCAGGGUUGUAUAGAAAGGAACAUAGGAAGUUCCAAAUUUAAUCAGUGGAAUAAUAACUCAAAAUCACAUAUUGUUUGCGAAAUAAUUAACUAAUUAGCAGAGUUAGUCAUGAACAUGCAGAUAACUCUUCCCUGUACUGAACUGAAUGAAAAAGAAUCCCUGUGCUUGUAAAUUGUAUUACAGAACCUGCAAGUUGAUGGCAUGGAGAAAAACAGGAUGCAUGAAGGGAAUGCAGAUUCAGAAGGCAAAAACAGUGGUUUUUUUAAUCAAAAGGGAGCAGGUAUUUCUUUAUUCAUUUGAAAUAUUUUUGUGCCACCUUUAACAGUGAUAACCUUCUCAAAGUAAUUUAUAGAAUAUAAAGCUAUAAAAAAUAAACAAAAAUAAAAAUACUAGUAAUGGUUAAAAUGUUAACUAUCAAAUAUGAAACCAGCAAUCAGUUAAUAGCAAUUAUAAACAUCAGAAAUAGCCAGGCACUUAAGGCCUGUUUAUAGUCAGCAAUGAACUAGGCGUAUGUCACAGAGAAGAGCAUUUCAUAGGGAUGGGGCCACCGCAGAAAGGCCCAGUCUGAUGCUUGCCAAGUGAAGUGCCCCCCCCCCCUUUGAAAUAGUGCUUUCUGGUUUUACCAAGGGUUCUUUCUGGGGCCUGUGAUAGCCGGGAGUCUAUCUCUGCAGGUAGCUAGCUAGGAGCUGUUUAGUUCAAGAUGGAACUCAGUGCAAUGAGAAACUUGUCUGGGACAAAGGCAAGCAAAUAAGAAAGGGCUGCUACUCAAGAUAAAGAUUCCUCUUGAGAGUCUGCUGAGGUGAAAACUGGUUAAGUCUAGGGAAAGUGGGUGGCAUUUUUAUCUAUUUAUCUAUUUUAAACUCUUCACUUGUUUCAUUAGCUUGUGUGGUCUUAAAGGUAAAGGGACCCCUGCCCAUUAGGUCCAGUCGCGGACAACUCGGGGGUUGUGGUGCUCAUCUCGCUUUAUUGGUCAAGGGAGCUGGCGUACAGCUUCCGGGUCAUGUAGCCAGCAUGGCGAACCAGAGCAGUGCACGGAAACACUGUUUACCUUGCUGCCAGAGCGGUACCUAUUUAUCUACUUGCACUUUGAUGUGCUUUCGAACUGCUAGGUUGGCUGGAGCAGGGACCAAGCAACGGGAGCUCACCCCAUCGCGGGGAUUCGAACCGCUGACUUUCUGAUCGGCAAGCCCUAGGCUCUGUGGUUUAACCCAUAGCGCCACCUGCUUCCCUGUGUGGUCUUAGCUUAUGUUAAACACCCUCAUACCUGGAAGCCAUAGCCUACAGUACCUUGAAAGCCUUCAAGGAGACACCAGGGAGGUUAUCCAGGCUGAAUAAUAAUGGGGUAACCUUGUAGAAAUAAUCUCCCUGCCCCCUUAUCUGGUGGCAGUGAGUUCAUAAGCAAAAAAAAGUUGGAAGAAAGGGGGAGAGCGUCUGGGGAAAACGACUUUGGCAGUCUCACCCGCAGUUGCACUCAAUGUGUUUUGACUACAGUGGUACCUCGGGUUAAGUACUUAAUUUGUUCCAGAGGUCCAUUUUUUAUUUUUUUUUGUAAGAUAUUUAUUAAGAUUUUCAAAAUAUUACAAAAUAAAAAUAAAAAAAGAAGAAAAUACAAAAUAAAAAUGGUUAAAAACAACUCAAUCUUUCCAUUACUUAUUUUUCAUUAGCUUGUUUCCCGGACCUCCUCACGCCUCCCUUUUUUGUAUUCCAGUUCGGUUUGUUGGUUCAGCAAAUCCUUACCCUCUUUGUUUAUCCUAGUCUUUAAUCUUAAAAUAUUGUAACGUUAAAUUUUUACCUAUGAAUAAUCCAUUUUUCAUAUUCCCUUAUAGUAUUACAGCUGAAAACCACUUAAUUUCUAUCCAACAUCAUUCUAACAUUCAUUAAUUUUACAAUAUUUCUGUAGAUAGUCUUUAAAUUUCUUCCAAUCUUCUUCCACCGACCGUUCCAGAGGUCCAUUCUUAACCUGAAACUGUUCUUAACCUGAAGCAACUCUUUAGCUAAUGGGGCCUCCUGCUGCUGCUGCGCCGCCGGAGCCCGAUUUCUGUUCUCAUCCUAAUGCAAAGUUCUUAACCAGAGGUAAUAUUUCUGGGUUAGUGGAGUCUGUAACCUGAAGCGUAUGUAACCUGAAGCGUAUGUAACCCAAGGUACCACUGUAUAUGGGAUUUUAACUUAAUGCGGUAUCCCUGGAACGUAACCCCCUCAUAAGUUGUGCGUCUGUUGCAUUACAAUUUUAUGCCUGUCCCAGUGUUUGCCUCUAUUAGGAUUAUACUGCUGGAGGUUAAGACUACCAGUGGCUUCUGGUUGUGAUAGCUAUACUACAGGAUCAGAAGUACCAUGGAUCUAAAUACCAAUCACUAGGAAGAAUAGUGGGAGAAUACUUCUUGGGGACUUCCCAUAGAUACUUAGUUAGCUACUGUAGGACACAUAGAUAGAGAUAGGCCUUUGGUCUUAUGCAGUAGGGAUUAUGUUCUUAUGACUGAUCUGGUGUCCAACUAAUAUUUUACAUUAAAAGAGAUGCAUUUUAAUUUUUCUGAUUUAGCUCCUUUGUAUUCAGUGAUUUGUCUGUAUUAUAAAUUUGUGUUUAUCAAAAUCUUUUUUUUUUAAAAGGUAUAUAUUUAAAUAAUAGAGUAUUUUUUAAAAGAUAUCUACCUGAAACAGCAUAAUGUUUAUAUUUCAGAAACAUCUAGAAAGACUGGUGUAAAAGGGGCAGAAAAAGCAUCUCAUCAGGUGAGCACUACAUUGUAAACAUGAUUAACAAUAGCUGCUUCUCUGACUACCAGUGCCAGUUCAAAGCAUUUUUCUGCCUGAAGUGGUAUGCAAAUGUUCCUCUACUCCUAGCUUGGACCAACACUUCAAUAAGUCUUCAUGCACCAUGUGAAAUCAAUUUUUCCCUUCAACUAUCCCUGCACCCUGAAGUGACACCUGAAGCUGGAGAAUGUGGCUUACUGUCUUUGCUGACACCACCUAAAGCCAAUGUAUCUGCAUUUCCAGUAGGAGUCCCGGAAGUCUGGAAAAUAUUUUGCAAUAGUGCACAACGCAAUACCACCUAAAAAGCAAAAACCCCAAAUUGUGAUUUAUCUGAAACAGCUAGAUCUUCUAGCAUUAGGCCACACCUCUAACCAAUCCCUAGUGCCACAUGAUGGUGCCAACAUUAGAUGAGAACUUAAUGCUUGUUUUCAGCUUUUAGGGGAUGCUUGGAAUCAAUGCUGACAUUCCUUAAAACAGCAGUAGUUGUGUUGGUUCUGUCAAGAUGUAAAAUCCUUUAGUAUUCAAGUUACAUUGAGGAGGGGGGAAUUCGUAAUCUCUGGAUUACAAAUGUGCCAUGGUUUUGGAACUUCUUGGUAAUGGUUGAUGAAAUCAAAUGACUGUAGAACUGUCUUUGGAUUUCGCACACACACACACACCCCUCUUAGGAUUGCAGCCUCAGCCGCCUGCCUGCAAGAUUAGAGUGGUAAGACUGGCCUGUCUUACAGGAAAGGAUUUCUGAAAUAAGUGGGUGCAGACUUUGACCACAAAAGUGCUAUAUAAAUUAUUAUGCCAAUGAUUUUGCAAUCCAUUAAAAGGUUUCUUUUAAAAUUAUUUUAACUGUUUGCAAUGUACAACACACAGUAAUGCAUAGCCAGAUGAAGGUGAUAAUAGAAACCUAUGUAAGGGAAAAUAUACUUCAGUGCUUCUAUGAACAUCUUGCAAUGUUUUUUAAAAGAAAGCUGAGGAGGACAAGGGUACUGCUAGAGGGUUUGGCUUCAUAGAGUAAAAAAUGCUCGUUAACCCUGUGUCAGCCCUUUCAGUGCUUGAGGCAGAAAGUCUCAGUGGCAGCACAGGACAAAAAUAUACAUACUGUAAUAUAUUAAAUAACUGAAAGUUUGGUGCCCUGUAAUGGUGUCCAAACUUUGACCCAUGAGGCUACUGACUCAGUGUAUGUGGUAUAUUUUGAAAUGAUGACAUGACAUUUUGUCUGAAGUAAUCAUUGAGUAAGUUUAGGGCUUGUUCACGUCAGCCCUUGUCUCUUGUAUGAAAAAAUAGGAAGGAUACAAUUUUGCACUUCCUUUACUCAGCAGUCUGAAAGUGCUGACUCAUUGAACACACACUGUGGAUAGUGGCCCUCAUUAAAAUGGCAUGAUUCAUGCAUGCUGCAGAUUUAAAUUUGAUGGCUUGUAUUAAAGUAGAACACGUUAGUACUGGGCACUCUACUGUCAAGGAAUAGAUGUGGGCACAUUCUUCCCUCUACUUUUUGUCACCACAGUAAUUAAUUUCUAGCAUAAAUAAAUAACCAUUUUCAUUGGCAAUUUUAUCAAUGGGAAAAUGGACUCCCAUUUUUCAGAGACUCUCUUGACUACAGGCAAGAUCAUGUGGACUACUUCAGGGGAAAAGAACACCAGGUUGCUAGACAAAAGCAGUACACUGAUCUCAAAAUGCCAUUACUUUGUGAAUGAUUCAUUCAUUCUGUUCCACAUACCACAGGGACUUUCCCUUCCCAUUGUCUCACUAGGAAGUAGGCAAGCCAAAUAAAUGAUUAGCACAUACUUUAGUGGAAUCGGGCUCACAAAGAAAACCAGACUACAAAAAUUUGAAUAUAACAUUGUGGGUAAGAAAGUGCAGUAAAACGUAGGCAAGAGAGAUCAAAGAAUGUAUUAGGGUGAUCUCAUUUUGUAGCUGACUCUUCUUUACUUACACCCCGGAAUACAGCCAAAUUAAGCUGAAGUACUUGGCUCAAGAGGGACGCUGGUGGCGCUGUGGGUCAAACCACCAGAGCCUAGGGCUUGCCGAUCAGAAGGUCGCGGUUCGAAUUCCCACGACAGGGUGAGCUCCCAUUGCUCGGUGCCUGCUCCUGCCAACCUAGCAGUUUGAAAGCACGUCAAAGUGCAAGUAAGCUCCGGCGGGAAGGUAAACGGUGUUUCCGUGCACUGCUCUGGUUCGCCAGAAGCGGCUUAGUCAUGCUGGCCACAUGACCCGGAAGCUGCACUUGAGAGCCAGUGUGGUGUAGUGGUUAAGAGCGGUAGUCUCGUAAUCUGGGGAACCGGGUUUGCGUCUCCGCUCCUCCACAUGCAGCUGCUGGGUGACCAUGGGCCAGUCACACUUCUUUAAAGUCUCUCAGCCCCACUCAUCUCACAGAGUGUUUGUUGUGGGGGAGGAAGGGAAAGGAGAAUGUUAGCCACUUUGAGACUCCUGAAGGGGAGUGAAAGGCGGGAUAUCAAAUCCAAACUCUUCUUCUUCUUCUUCUGUACGCCGGCUCCUUCGGCCAAUAAAGUGAGAUGAGCGCCGCAACCCCAGAGUCAGCUACGACUGGACCUAAUGGUCAGGGGUCCCUUUACCUUUACCUUUACUUGGCUCAAGAGCUAACCAAUAGCGAGAUGGGAACCUGUGGUCCUCCAUGUGUUGAUCGCACCAUCUCAGACUAUUCCUAUAUAUUGGCAACUUUGGCUGGAGCAGAUGGGAGACAACAGGAGAGCCACAGAUUUCCUAUCCCUGUGGGAUGUAAGUGUGUUCCAAGGCUUUCUUUUAAAAAGUUAAAGUCAGUUCAAAAGGGGAAAUUUAGAAAUAGAAGGGAAGGCUGCUUAAUCCUUUCUGUGUCCACCAUUUCCUUACUCUAAAUCACUUUUUUUUUUUAGAAUAAUAUUUAUUGAUAAUUUCAAAAUUACAAGAAAAAUAAAAAACAAAAAAUAACACUACAAUACAAAAAAAGAAAAAAAGAAAAAGAAGACAUUAAAAAAAGAGAAAAGCACAAAAUGUGAAAACCAAUAUGACAAUACAGCAAUAAAAAAGUAAAAAGAAGAAAAAAAAAAGAAAAAAACCCAAAUCCCAAAUUGCAUAUCCAUAAUUUCCAUUUGCUUGUUUCAUUGACCUCCUCACACCUCCGUUUUUUUUGUUUUUUUAAAAUGAUAUUUAUUAAAGUUUCAAAGAAAAAAUUACAUAGGUAAAAAAGAAAAGAAAAAAAUACAAAAUACAAAAUACAGAAAAAGAUAAAAAGCACUUAAAAGAAAAAACACAUCGAUCUUUCCAUAGCUUACAUUUCAUUUCCUUACUUCCCUGACUUUCUCACAGCUCCCUUUUUUGUAUUCCAGUUCUAUUAGUUAAUUCAGCAAUUCCUUUCCCUCUUUGUUUUUAUCUUAAUCCUUUAACUUAACAUAUUAUAACUUUAGAUUCUCAUCUGUUAACAAUCCAUUUGUACAUACACCUUUAUAACAUUGUUGCUAAGACCACUUAAUUUCAUUCUGACAUCAUUCUAACAUUCAUUAAUUUUGCAGUAUUUCUGUAAAUAGUCUUUAAAUUUCUUCCAAUCUUCUUCCACCGACUCUUCUCCCUGGUCUCGGAUUCUGCCAGUCAUUUCCGCCAGUUCCAUAUAGUCCAUCACCUUCAUCUGCCAUUCUUCCAGAGUGGGUAAAUCUUGUGCCUUCCAAUACUUUGCAAUAAGUAUUCUUGCUGCUGUUGUGGCAUACAUAAAGAAAAUUCUGUCCUUCUUUAGCACCGUUUGGCCGACCAUGCCCAGGAGAAAGGCCUCUGGUUUCUUCAAGAAGGUAUAUUUAAAUACCCUUUUCAUUUCAUUAUAAAUCAUCUCCCAGAAAGCCUUAAUCCUUGGGCACGUCCACCAAAGGUGAAAGAAUGUACCUUCAGUUUCUUUACAUUUCCAACAUUUAUUAUCGGGCAAAUGAUAGAUUUUUGCAAGCUUGACUGGUGUCAUGUACCACCUGUACAUCAUUUUCAUAAUAUUCUCUCUUAAGGCAUUGCAUGCCGUAAACUUCAUACCUGUGGUCCAUAACUGUUCCCAGUCAGCCAUCAUUAUGUUAUGUCCAACAUCUUGUGCCCACUUAAUCAUAGCAGAUUUAACCGUUUCAUCCUGAGUGUUCCAUUUCAACAGCAAGUUAUACAUCUUUGACAAAAUCUUCAUUUUGGGUUCUAACAGUUCUGUUUCUAAUUUUGAUUUUUCCACCUGGAAGCCAAUUUUCUUGUCCAGAUUAUAUGCCUCUCACACCUCCGUUUUUGUAUUCUAGUUUAGUAAUUAUUUCAGCAAAUUCUUUCCAUCUUUCUCAAUUUUUGUUAUAAAAUUUAUCUUAACAAUUUAACCUAAUAAUUAACUCAACAAAUCCUUACCAUCUUUCCCCAUAUUCUAUUAUUCAGAUUACCUUAAUUUAUUUAACCUUAUCUUACCCCUAAGUGCCUUAAGACUUAAAUCUUAAAUUUCAAAUAUACAUAACUCCUAAUAUCAUUUCUGCUAGAGUCGUAUAGUUUCAUUCCCACAUUUUCCCUAAUAUUCAUUAGCUGAUUCUAAAAUAAAAAAGUUUCCAUUAUAAAUUCUCUUCCAAUCAUCAUCCAGCGUCUCUUCUUCCUGGUCUCGGGUCAUGUCAGUCCUUAUUGUCCAUUCCGUCUAGUCCAUCAACCUGGAAGCCUUAUGUCCGAGGCCCUUAAAUCUCUUCCAUGUCCCUUCUGCAAUUCUUCUUCAUCUUGUUUGUGCUUGCCCUUUUCCUUGUCUCUUGUUGGUCUCUGUCUUAGUUUCUUUCCUUUCUCAUUGAGGAGUAGGUCUCUGGGGGAUUCCAACCCAAAAUUCUCUCCAUCACCCUUCAUCCAGCUCACCCAUUCCCCACAGUCCCACUCCCCACAGUCCUCGAUAUAAUCCAAAAUGAAUUUAAAAUCAAAUUUCAAGAUCUCUCCAAAGCUAGGAAUCUCCUCAUCUCCAGACUCCCCUUGGCCCACUCCAGCUUCAAUCUUCAAUAACAGCGGCUUAUGCUCCUGUAGGGCCUCGGGUCUCUCCAUUUGUACUAUUUGGGGUGCAGCCACAUCCUCCUCCAUUGUCAACUGCACUUGCCCAGUCGGUACAGAUUGAUAGGUUGGUUCUUGGAUGAUUUCUGCAUCAAUGUUAUUAACCACAACAGUCAAAUCUAUUUUCUCAUUCAUCAAGUCCAUCUUUUCAUGCAUCUGUUCCAGCAGAGCAUUUGUCUUGCAUAGAGCAAGCAGCCAGUCUUUCUCCCAGCUCAUCUUUGUUCAAGGUCGGAAAAGACUGUUCCCACAGUCUUAAUCUCACAGAUGUUGGGUCUCAAAUAUGCUGCAACAACAAUUUAGCAAGCUCCCUCUAGAGGAGACAAUCUACUUGUAUCCAUUUUUUUUUUAAAGACAAAGGAAAGUUACUUUCAUUUUUCAGAUAUUUCAGAUGUUUUUCAGAUAUUUUGUUUCUUUAGGAUGCAAAAGGCAACAUUAGAAUCAACUUGUUUCUCUUCAUUGGCUAUCUGUCAAAGUGUUACGUUCACAGUCAAUGAAUCUCAGCAACAGUUUCUGUCUCUGACACCCCGUUCCCAGGUUAGAGACGGUGGAAACUUAUCCUUCUUCACUCCCUCUCCUGCUAGGGUUAAACAGAGUCCCCCCCCCUUUUCUCCUGCUUCCAAGGGGGGUUUCAGUGGUUCUAAAUGAAGGAAAUUGAGUGCUUUUUUAACAGCUUCCCAGCUUUAGCUUGCAAAAUUUUUGCUUUAGUUUAUAUACAAAAAAGCGGAAGGCGGACUUCCUGUUUACACCUUCCCGCUUCGAUACCAAAUUAAAACAAUUUCUUGAUCCAAUUUUCCGUUUCUACUCACGGGUACUUGGUUUAAGUCCAAUUGUCCACAGGAAAAGGUCAGCGCUCUCUGGCAAUGGCUGUGCGGCUUCACUCCGUGAAAGUAGCAGUCAGUUCGUAGUGCCGCGCUUCUCACCCCACUUCGCUCCGGAGCCCCUAGAUGGGAUUCCCCGCGAGUAGGGGGGCGCUUCUGGUGCCCUGCCGAACCCCACGUUCCCAGGCUUCCUCCGCCUGGGAUUUCUAGCGGGUCCCCACCUUUGCCGCGGCGGGAAGACCCAGUUUUCACGGAGCCCGUUCCUCCGGUCGGAGGAACUCCGCCAUUCACCAAUGGCGCUGACCCGGAAGUUCUUUACUCUAAAUCUCACCCAUUUCCUGCCCAAAUAACUUCCUCUCCUAUGAGAUUCAAAGUGUGCAUUUGCAAGGAUAAUGUGUGUUUGGAACCCUAUGCUAAGGAAAGGAGCUUUGAGGGAGGAAUUAUGAAAUGGUGAACAAAGAAAAUGUUAAUCAACCCACCCACCUUUGCCAGUUCUCUGCUCUAAACACUCAUUCCAGAAAGGGGCUGGGAUGCUGUUGCACACAUUAGCUGUAAUGCAGCUUGUCAAUUCCAUUAAAACUAUUGCAUGUACCCUCUCACUUCUCUCUACCUUCUUUUAUUCCACUGAUCUCCCUCAGUUCAGACACAGAUCAGUUCAUGUCAGAUCUGAACCCACAUCAUUUGCAUGUGAAAUUUCCCCCUUCCUGGUGGAUUUCAGUUUCCCAAUAGCUUGUCUGGAUUUCUGAGUGCCUGCUCAUAUUUCAUAAUGGCAUAUCUCAUUGUAUCUCUCUAUUUCUAAUAGGAACUUUUAAGCUAAUGAUCCAGGCAAUAUAGAUUUGGGUAACCUCAGUAGAUUGUAUUCACUAACCUCCCUGCUAUUUUAUCUUUAUGUUUUGUCACUUUGAGCUGCAAAGCCAUUUUACUUAUGUCUGCCAUUUUUUUGUAAAUAAACACAUAUUCAUUUAGAUUAAGAACAUAAAAAGAGACUGUCUGCUGGAGCUGGCUAAUGGCCCAUCUAACCUAGAAUUCUGUUCUCAUAGUGCCCAGCCAGAUGCUUGUAAGCAGGACCUUUUCUUACAUUCGUUGGUCUUCGCUAACUCCCUUAAAUAAGCAGGAUUUCAGCCGGUAAUUUUAAAAUAAUAGUGUCCAUUUCAAUAACAUCUGUGGCAUACAAGCAUCUCCAGUAACGAGCCCCACAAUAAUAGUUCCAUGAACAUGCAGGAUCGAUACGGUUUCACAUAUGCGUGUACAGAUACAUGAGUAGAUCUAGUAACAGACUACCCCUAUGAAAAUUGUUACAAUGGAAUGGAUUAUUAAGUUGCUCUGGGUGACCUAAAUGUAUUUUACUUCUAACUCUCUUCCAUUUAGCCUGGCUCUUAUAGUGUCUGCCAUCCAGCUGGCACACCCAUUGUAGUGGUAUCACUUUUGCUGAUCACUCAAACAAGUGCUGUUGCUAGGAAAAUGUGGCAGUUCCAACCCACACCCCCUCCAGCCACCAACUGGUUCUUCCCCAUCUAGCCAUCCAUUUUCCAAACAGCAUGUUAAAAGUGUGACUAAAGAAGUAUUGGGGCAGACAGACUUUCCCUAAAAGCAUCUCUCUCCCCUUCGGCAGGAACUCUCAGACAUACCUCCAUCCUUAACAUUGCUCUUGGCAGAAGGACUGCUUUUCCUAGGACAAAGAAAGCCCCAAAGAAGCAACAGGGUGGAACAGAAACUCUUCCACUGUUGUGAUUCCAGGGAAGGGCAGAAAGGAUGUUUGCCUGAGACAAGGGCUAUCUAGGGAACAGAUCUUUAAAAAGAUGAAAAUGCCUUUCUUGCAAAGUCACUUUUCUAAUGAUAUACACACACAUUCAAAUGACAGUGGAGAUACUAGUAUGGAAAGAAUUUCACAGAAAGGGGUGGCUUUACUAUUCACUUGCUUUUCAUAGUUUCCCUUACCAUAUUUGGUAAAAACUAGAGGUAUAUAUAGACUUAAAAAAAAAAAACUAUGGAAGAUCCUGGUCUUGGGCCUCAAACAUUACAAAAAAUGACAUAUUUGAAUGAAUAGAUUCAUGGCUACCAUAAGUUUUCCCUGGCAUAACCCUGUUUCCUUUUCCCUCAUCUUGUUGUUGGCAUCCAUCUGUCUUGGGAGAUGAUGGAGGAGUAUGAAUUUGAGAAGUUCUAGGAGAGGCAGGAAUUAUUAAUAGUUUGGACUCUUGUGCUAGUCAAUUAAUUAACCUGGCUGUUUGUUUAUAUUUGGUGCUCCUGAUUAAAUUAUGGGGCCUAAUUAAAUGGGCAUUCUCCCAACAUUAUGAUUUAUUUGCUAUGGUUUAUUUAUAUACUGUACUUCUUUUUGGCCCAAAGGCUUCCACAACAGUGAACAGCAUAUUAAUACAAAAGAAGGAUACAAUAAAUAAAACUAUAUAUAUAUCCAAAUAUCUACCAACCACAUUCAUCCCUUACAUCAGCUAAUCUUGAAGUUCAGCCUCUAGCCUCACUCCUUGCCACACCCUCUCCUCAGUUGCAGUGACCUUUGAAGCAAUCUGUAACGGGAGAAGAACUAGAGGGAGCAAAUUAGUAAUCAGUUGGAUUACUUACCACCUAACUAAAAGGCAUGGAAAAACCUUAGGUUUACUCCAUCCUUCAACCACCUGUACCAUCAUGGGAUGGGAGAUAGGCCAAGAAGAGAAGAGUGAUAUUCUGAUGAAGCUGAGACUGGGGAGGCAGCUGCGAUAGGCCUGAGGGCCCCGUUUGCUUAUGAGCAUCCACCUGAGAGCUGAACUGGAUUCUUGUUAAUAUUGCCUAGGGUUUUUUUGGGGGGGGGGAGAGACUUCAUAAUUUGAGGAGGUUGUGGUAAUGAAAAUAAGAAUUUUCAAGUUGUGAGGUUGAGUUGGGAACUACACAUUGUUGUUCCAGUUGGACCUGGAAAUGCAGCAGGGAAGAUGCAAAGAGCACUCAUGUGACUUACAGCUGUCAUAAGACUUGGGGUUUUUUUAAAAAAAGAAAAAAACCCUACUCCACUUAGCCACCUUUCCUGAUAAAUGAAGGUAAACCAGUCCCUUUCCAAAUUCUUACAAACAUUUCCCACCCCCAAAACUUCAGGGGAGUUCUCCUCCCCACCCCUUCCCAAAUCACCAAAAGAACUUGUCAGGGAACUGACAUCGGAGCCAGAGGCGGAGGCUAGGCUCUCAAGCUGGAGAAGGGCCCAGCAGGGGGAGAGGCGGCUCACCAGCUGGGGAAAGAAAUCAGCGUAACACCAGGGAUAAAGGGGGGCAGAUGGGGGAAUCUGCGAGGGGGCUCCAGGACUCCUCGCCAGAGAUCAGCGAGGAGAGCACGGGUCCUCCACUACCCACGCCCUCCCUGCGCAGAAGGCUUCCGCGCAGGGAGAGUAGGAGGAGACUUGGAGUCAAACAACUUUUAUGCUGGAAAAGGUUUAAGAAACGCCCACUGACGGAUUCUGCUAGGGACUGAACAGCCACGAAGUGCAGGGCUGUUCAGACAGAAAAGGUUUAACAAGGCAACCUAGCCAGGAGUGGCACCAACUUGCUCACGAGCAACCCCUACAUUUAUUACAGAACUUGAGUGGAAAUGUUCAAAGAAUCAUAGAAGUGUAGAGUUGGAAUGUACAACAAGGUCAUCUAGUCCAAUCGCCUCCAAUGCUGGAAUCUUUUUGCUCAAUGUGGGGUUUGAACCCACGACUCUGAGAUUAAUAGUCUCAUGCUCUUCCGACUGAGCUAUCCCAGCUUCAGACCAUUUCUAAUUUGAACUAAAUCCUUUGCAUAGGAAGAGCUUAAAAUUAAACCUUAAUUCACAAGACAAUGAUUUUUCUUUAAAAACUGACUUAUCUGUGCCCCAAAACAUAUCUUCAGUUUUGCAACAAGGCAUGUUUGUACCAGUGUCUCUCCCAUUCACUUCAAUAGAACUUCUACAUUUGAACUUACUUGUGCUGUGUCAGCUACUUCAAUUAGUGUCUGUGCAUGGGGUAGGGGAAAGUAGCUGUUUUUGCCUUAGGCAUCACAAUGUCUUGGUCUCAGGCCAACCCUGCAUGAGGCACAGCAGAAGUCCCUACUCAUGCAUUUUAACUUCCCAGCCAUUUGAUGGUGGCUGUGGUGGGGAAGUCAGCUUAAUCCUGUGUGCUUAACUUCUCCAGUCUUCAGUGAAGACUUUUUAAAGACAGUCCCCUGUGCAAAGGCUGGACUUCUCCUUUUUGAUGAUGUGGGGAUGAGGAGAUCACUGCAUUAACAGAAGUAACAGAAAACUGUGGGAAAAGUUCCUCUAUCUAGCAACUCCUGCAUUUACUCGUAGGCCUAGGUUGGAAAUGGUUGCUUUCUAACAAUUUGAGGUUUCCUCCCUUCUAUAAAAAUAGUUUAUUUGUGUUUAAGGUAGAAUAAUAUUUAUAGACCAGCUAGAAGAAAGCAUUUGAGCCCUCAAAAGCAGCAUUUCUGCAAAGGAAACGCGAUCCUUGUGGUUGCAAUUCUGCCACUAUGUACAGGGUAAAGAGGUGCACUGUGAGAUCUGGCUGUGUAAAGUUUUAUAUACUAUACCUUGAGCUGUGUGCAAUCUGUGGAUGUCUAAAAAAUAGUCAAUGAAAUUUCUGCAUUUCCAUGCAUGGAACAUGGAACCUCUGGCCCAUUAGUUGUUGUUAGAUUACAACUUCCACAACCCCUAUACAUUGGCCAUGCUGUCUGGGGCUGAUGAGAGUUGAAAACAAACAGCAACUUAAGCGUCACAGUUUCUCUAUCGCUAUUCUGUGCCCAAAAAUAAUUUAUACAGAUUACCGUAAAUGUUUGUUUUUACAUUUAUGAUUAUGAUUAAUCAUCACCAUCGUUAAAUAAUUCUGUGGAGAAGGGAACUUUCCUCAGGGUCAGAAAAAUGGAAGGGCAGCCAAUUGCAAUGAAAUAGUGCUGUGGUGCAGGGGUGCCAAGUUGAAUAAAAUGUUGCAGGGACUGGUAAGCCCCAUCCUGCAUAAUCGAUCACAUGACAUGAUGUGCACACACACUAUUUGAAUGGCAAUGCCCAUCAACUUGGGGGGGGGUGUCAAAUAUUUUAUUGGGGGGCGAAGAACCCUCAGCCCCUAGGACUUGGCUCCUAUGCUGUUGUGUCACUUAGAAGCCAUGGUUACAGCAUUUGCUUGGUAGUAGAACAUAGAACAUGGCCUCAUGAUGGAACAAGGAUGAAAGCUGUAAUCCAUAACAUCUGGUGGGCACUAGGUUGAUGAAGGAUGCUCUAGUCAGUACUAUUCUUGUCCCUCUGCUCUGAACCUUCCUACUACCUGGAUACAAUUAAAAGACCUAUAACAAAAUGCUUUUUCACUGAAAACAAAUAAGCUAAGCCUGGGACACAAGGAUAUUUUGUGGCACAAUCUGAUGUAUGAAUACAAUUAAAGAAGAUUCAGAAAAUGGACUGUGGGCCUUGGGCCAUGAAUGUUGAUUAGGGUAGUUGGAUGUGACUGUGUACUUGCCUUUGUUUGAUAUUGCAGCACAUUCAAAAGGCUACAGUCUUCUAAAGAUGUGGCACUCAAACUGCAUACCAAAAUAUGACAAUUUUGGUUUCUCCCAAUUCCUCAUUUUUCCAUUCUUAAAUUUGGUUCUCCAUAUUUCUACAUCAGUUUGUGAUUUUUGUUUUAAUCCUCAUGAACAUUAAUCAGCAAUUUAGUGCAAAUUGCUCCUAAUAAACACAUUUUAUACACAAUUUUCCCCAAUAUACACAAUUUUGCAAAGCAAUUUCCCAGCAUAUAGAUUUGUGUAUGUUAUUUCCACUAAUAUUCAUUUAUAUGCACACUUUCUCCCAAUAUAUGGAUUUUUGUACACAUUGCUUGGCCGGAGAGCUGCACUGCAAAAUUCAAAGACAUACAAAUUUCAAAGGGUGGUUUGUUUCAGUUGCUGUAUUGUUUCUGAUAGUGCAAAUUAGGUAAGCUUUCUUUUAAAAGCAAACUGAAUCGAAUUUCUCCUCAAGCACAAAGAAAAGAUGCAUAAUGUCUGACAAGAUUCCAUGAGAAGCAGGCUUGCUUCUCGCUCCCACUAGAUAGCUUCCCCUUCAAUGUACAGUUGCAGGUGGAUGCUGAGUAUGUUCUUCUAGGUCACAGUCUCAACCAAGACCUAGCUAGACAGACCGCUUAAUGGUUUUUCUCUCUCCUGUUGCAGCAAUUGUAAUGUCCUGUAUGAUUUUUAAUUGUAUUUCUCUUGCUUCUUAUAUUUCUUAUAUUGUAUUUUAUUGUAUUACAAUUUGCGCUGCAUAGAAUUCAGUCCGCAACACCAUAAGAAAUGACAGGAGGAAUGAAAAUACAUUUUAAAAUCAAUAUUAAUAGUUGAUGCAGAUACACUGCAGACCAACUGAAUGAAUCUUGCUGAUGGUCCGUGGAUUACAAUUUGGGAACUCAUUCCCUAAAACAUGCUCUGGAAUAUUCUGCAAUAUGUUACAGUUCCAUCAAUCUUCCUGCAAGUAUUCCUUAGCAGACAAGUUGAUGGGGAAAAGUUUAAGUUGAUGGAAAGUUUAGUGAAUAAUACACAGUUUGAAAUACACUACUCUAGAGAGGCAGAUGUGCCUAGAAUUACAAGAUAUACUGAAGAACCAAUCUUCUUUCCCAUUACUCUUGCAGAAAUUGAGACUGGACAGUGCUUUUAGCCAGGAGGAAGCAAGUGGCCCAGGGAAGAAGAGGAAGGUCAGCAUGCCAGUCAACUCCAUUCUUGCAGCUCAGCAUCUAUGACUGCCAUGGACUGCUUUGCUUUGACUAUAAUGUGCUAGUAGGCAUCCUUCCUGUUUACUGUGUCUUCUAAUCUUUUACCUGCUUUAGUGAACUCUCCAUGCACAGAACAUAUCUAUAUUUUGAAGAGGCUAUAUCUAGUUUCCUGUUUUAAACCCUGUGUGGAAUAGACCUGCAUAUAUAAAUGUAUAGGGUGUAGUUACUUUGAUGUGUAUAGCUAAGCUAGAAUGAACCUACAUAGAUUCUAUACAGUUUGGGGGUGUUUGAAGUUGUUGUUUUUGCCACACUGAUAGAAACAUCCCCCAUUCUUUCCUUUCCAGUCAUUUCUAUAGAGCUUGUAUCUGUCACUUGGUUAUUAAUUGUCAUUUAAGAUGCCACAGUCUGAAAAUGCAAGUUGUAACUCAAACUAGCAGGAUAUACAGUAGUUGCUUCAUUAUCUACUUCCACUUCCCCAAGCAGUUGAAGGUUUUGGGGACAGUCACCAUAAGAUUCUAUUUAUUCUUUGUAGAUGAGAGUACUGGAGAUUUGCACUCACGCUCCAUAGUCUGUUAAUUUACAAAUAUUCAGGUAUUUAUCUGCCUUCUGUCCACAUAAAAAGUCUCAUCUCUCAUUCCCUGGCUCACCCCAGGCCAAAUUGUCACAUACUACACCUUUCCCCAGAGGGCAGGGCUCUUCAGACAACAGCCCCAUUUCCUCUCCAUUAAGUGACACUGCCCCAAAGUGCUUCAUCACAAAGCACAUAGUGUGGAAUUGUUACACUUGGUUCAUAUUUUAGGGGGAAUCUACAUCAGACCGUAGAAUAUCUGAUGCUUUUUAAAAGAAUUGAAGAGCAAUGCCGUCCCUGCAAGUAUAGACUACUUUAGCACUUCUGUCUGUUUAACAGUUCUAGUUAUGAUAUGUGCCGGGGAAUCUAUUGCCACUUUACACCAUUUAAAUUUGUAUUCUAUUUAGUGCUAGAAUACUCUUCCAUCUAUAUUUCUUUUAAAAAUGAACAUAUGCAUGCAAUAGUGCUUAACUGAAAUACAGUUAUAGGGGUGAUUAUAAAACUGAUUUUAAAAAAAUCAUUUUUCUUCACCAUUAAUUUUAGCACUUCUUAUUUUUUUCCAGUCAUCCUAAAACACUUCAUAAUAUUUAAAAACAUUUAUAUUAAUUCCUUCCUUUUUGAAUAUUCUUUAUACACCAACUAUAUUAAUCUAUAUAUGCUAAAUAUAACGCAGCAUGAAACUGUGUGUGUGUGCAUGCAUAUAAAUAUAAAUGGUUUCUAUACUAAUAUUACAAAGAAAAUGAAUAUAUGUAUUGUAAAUAGAUAAAUAAAUAAAUAAUUGGCAAUUUCAAAAUGU